Molecule: messenger RNA, 1226 nt
Organism: Colletotrichum destructivum
Lineage: Eukaryota; Fungi; Ascomycota; Sordariomycetes; Glomerellales; Glomerellaceae
Product: Putative aminotransferase class V domain, pyridoxal phosphate-dependent transferase, major
Exons: 4
Coding region: 10-1224 (404 amino acids)
Source: RefSeq, a predicted model, not a curated record
CCCUACACCAUGACUGUUCAACUAGACAUCGCUGCUGUGAGAGCCAGGUUCCCAGCUCUAUCCCAGGACCAAGUCUUCUUUGAUAACGCGGGAGGAAGUCAGACCCUUGGCACAGUCAUCGAUUCGAUCAGGGACUAUCUGUCACAAAGCAACGUCCAGCUAGGAGCUUCGUACAAAGUCGGCCAGCGCGCAACCGCCUCGUACGGGGAGGGCUAUCAGGCCGGUGCACAGUACAUCAAUGCAUCUCCCGAUGAGAUCGUAUUUGGUGCCUCGACGACCCAGCUCUUCCGCAACCUCUCUCACACCCUCUCCUUCGACAAGGGCGACGAGAUCAUCGUCUCGGCCGUCGAUCACGAAGCCAACAUCGCCUCCUGGGUCGAUCUCGCCGCGCGCCAGGGCCUCACUCUGAAGUGGUGGAAGCCCGCUGAGGCACCCAACCCGAAACUCUCCGUCGAGAACCUCAAGCCCCUGCUAUCGGAAAGGACCCGCCUCGUCACCCUCACCCACGCCAGCAACAUACUCGGCACAAUCCAUGACGUCGCUGCCAUCGCCGACACCGUUCACAAGGAGACGCCGAAGGGCCUUGUGUGUGUCGAUGGCGUGGCCUACGCCCCGCAUCGACCUCUGGAUGUGAAGGCCCUCGGCAUCGACUUUUAUGCCUUCUCAUGGUACAAGGUUUACGGCCCACACACUGCGAUGCUGUAUGCCAGUCGCCCCGCGCAGGACAACCAUAUGCGCUCGCUGGGCCACUUCUUCAACCCUUCUGACUCGCUCGAGGGCAAGCUCGGGCUCGCUGGCGGCAGCUACGAGCUCGUCUCGGCCGUGCCGCGCGUGCUGGAGUACCUCGGCACCCCGGAUUCUGAAGGAUGGAAGGGUAAGAUUGAGCAGGAGAGGCUCCUGCAGUCGACCCUGCUCGAGUAUCUCAACGGUCGCGGCGACGUGACGGUAUAUGGCGAGACAGGCGCUGGGACGGAGCACCGCGUGCCGACCAUCAGCUUCAAAGUCAAGGGGUGGGGGGCCAAGGAGCUCGUCACGGCCGUGGAAAAGGACACCGACUUUGGCUUCCGAUGGGGGCACUUUUACUCCUAUCGCCUCAUCAAGGAGAUUCUGGACCUUGACCCUGCGGAUGGUAUUGUAAGAGUCAGCAUGGUGCAUUACAACAGUCUCGAUGAGAUCAAGAGCUUUGUCGUCGCCUUAGACAAGGCAUUGCAACAAAAGAACUAAGG